Brassica rapa (field mustard) is the source of this 798-nucleotide messenger RNA. Its product is annotated as probable calcium-binding protein CML13. Gene Ontology annotation, molecular function: calcium ion binding. Lineage: Eukaryota; Viridiplantae; Streptophyta; Magnoliopsida; Brassicales; Brassicaceae. Gene Ontology annotation, cellular component: myosin II complex. The record is from RefSeq and is a predicted model, not a curated record.
CAAACGCCACCACAUUCUCUCCGAUCUCAAUUUCGCUGUACAGAAGAGCUUGAUUCCCAGAGAGACAAACCCGACCCGACAACCCGGAAGAAUCGAAAAAAAUGGGAAAGGACGGUCUGAGCGACGACCAGGUCUCAUCGAUGAAGGAGGCAUUCAUGCUCUUCGACACCGACGGUGACGGCAAAAUCGCCCCCUCCGAGCUCGGGAUCCUGAUGCGAUCCCUCGGCGGGAACCCGACCCAAGCCCAGCUGAAAUCGAUCACCGCCUCCGAGAGCCUAACCGCCCCGUUCGAUUUCAACCGUUUCCUGGAUCUCAUGGCGAAGCACCUGAAGACGGAGCCCUUCGAUCGCCAGCUCCGCGACGCCUUCAAGGUGCUCGACAAGGAAGGCACUGGGUUCGUUGCCGUUGCGGAUCUGAGGCAUAUCCUCACCAGCAUCGGCGAGAAGCUGGAGCCUAACGAGUUCGAUGAGUGGAUCAAGGAGGUGGAUGUUGGAUCCGAUGGGAAGAUCCGGUAUGAGGAUUUCAUCGCCAGGAUGGUCGCCAAGUGAGAUCUAAUCUGAGUCCUUUGUUUCCAAGUUUGAAUUUUGAAAUUCGAAUUUUUAUUUGAAGUAUGUUUUAAUUUUUUUACAUAAAGUUUCGCUCUUUAUGCUCUUGUGGUUUGGUUUGGUUUGGUUUGGAUCAGUGAAUCUAAUUGAUUCCAGUCUGUUUACUGUUCGUUGUUUUAUUUUGUUUUAACUAACUCUAUUGUUGUGUGGUUGUGAUUCCUACUUUUAUUCCAAGGAUGUUAAGUUUCGCUCU